CCAAUCCCCCCCAUGACCGCCCUAGCUUUAGCAGCCCUGUCUCUAUAACAAUUCAAAACGAGUGACCGAACCAACCGACGGCGCCGGACAAAACAAACGCUGAGUUUUAAACCAAAUUCAACUUGAAACGAGCACGUAACGCACUCUGUUCGUUUUUUAAAAUUUUAAGAGCCCCAUCCAGCCGGCGGAAUCAGCUGGUUAGCACAUCGAAAUUGUGUGCGUCUGUGAGAGAGAGCCGUCGCGUCCGUGUGUGUAUGUGCGAGAGCCUUACCAAGGAUACCCCAAGCAGCAUCUGUGAAAAUUGUUAAUAUCUUCCCCGAGCCCCCACGAAAAUGGAUAUCAAUUACUCUGAACUGAAGAAGGAGGCGGCGGCAGCCAGCGAGGAUGUUUUCAACCGGGCCCAGAAGGCCUACGAGGACCUGGGAUUGGCAGGAGACGCUGGCAAUGUUAGUGGCGGCGCCCAGGACGACAAUGCCCACACAGAGCAUUACUUCGCCAACGAGCAAAAGAAACUGGACUUUGGUGACCCACAGGAGUUUGUCCAGCGCAUGUCUGCCGGCGCCAAGGAGGCCCAGGAGCUGCUGGAGGCCAAGUUCGCCAAGAAGGCGGAUGACUUUGACGAUUUCCUGAGCGAUGCCAGCAAGGAUGUAAAGCAGAGCAUUGGCGGCCUAACCACUGACUUCAUGAACGCCGAGAGGGGACUGUUCUCAGCUCCUCUAGCUCAGUUUUCAGAAACCGCUGCAGCUCCAGCUCCCGUGGAAGCUUCUGCUCCGGCACUAGAAAAAGCUGCAGCUUUUGCUCCAGCCACAGCUCCAGCAUCGGCUCCUGUUGAAGAGGAUCUUUUGGGCAGCUUCAGUGACAAGCCAUCGGCACCGCUCCAAUCCUUCCAGCCCACAUCUAAUUUCUACGAUGACGAUGACGACGAUUUCUCGGGCAAGCCACCUGCCCCGGCUGCCCCUGCUCCCGUUUCCGCUGCUGCUCCGUUUACCGCCAACAAGGACUCUGACACCGAAUCGCCGUCCGUAUCUUACACUCCGUCGCCGGCUAAGAAACCCGUUGUGGAUGCUCUGAAGGAGCAGGACAACGAGAAGUUCAUCUCAUCGGAGGACCUGCUCAGCGAUUUCAAGGAUGAGCGCACAGCCACUCCCCCAGCGGUGGCACCUGUUACAGUGCCAGCUCCAGUUCCGGCAGCUGCUCCUGCUCCGAAGCCCGUACCGGUUCCAGUGGCUGCUCCCGUUUCAGCAGCCGCUUUGGUAACCGAUCUGGAUGAUGACGAGGACUUUAAGCCAAGUGUCCAAACGGCUCCCAAAGCCGAACCGAAACCGGAACCGCCCAAAGCCAAGGAGGAACCGCCCAAGCCGAAGGUGGCUCCGCCCCCAGUGCCAGUCGCUUCGUCGCAGCCGCAGCCAAAGAUUGUGUCGGUGGAGGAGAUCUUCUACAAAUACGGACUAGAUGCCUGGUUCAAGCCCGAACGUUUGCACCCGCAAGUGGAAUCCCUCAUCUACUGGCGCGAUGUGAAAAAAUCCGGCAUUGUUUUCGGCGCCGGACUGAUCACACUUUUGGCCAUUUCCAGCUUCUCGGUGAUCAGCGUGUUCGCCUACUUGUCGCUCCUCACCUUGUUCGGCACGGUGGCAUUCAGAAUCUACAAAUCGGUGACACAGGCCGUUCAAAAGACAAACGAUGGACAUCCCUUCAAGGAAUACUUGGAUCUGGAUCUUACACUGUCGCAGGAGAAGGUCCAGAACAUUGCCGGCGUGGCUGUGGCACAUAUCAAUGGCUUUGUGGCUGAGCUGAGGCGCCUGUUUCUGGUUGAGGAUCUCAUCGACUCGAUCAAGUUUGGUGUCAUUCUGUGGGUCUUCACCUACAUUGGCGCCUGGUUCAAUGGCAUGACUCUGGUUCUCUUGGCCUUCGUCUCGCUGUUUACCUUGCCCAAGGUCUACGAGAACAACAAGCAAUCGAUCGACACCUACUUGGAUUUGGUGCGCAGCAAAUUGACAGAAAUCACCGACAAGAUCCGAGUGGCCAUCCCCAUUGGCAAGAAUAAGCCCGUGGCCGCCGAGUCGGAGAAGGACAAGUAAAACCGCACUAGCUACAGAAACAACAAUAUUAAAACAUGUUUAUUUAUUUAUUAAGCAUUAUUUGAAUGGUUUUAAUAUUCAUCCAGGCAUUAAAUAAAUAACAAAUCUAGCAGCAAUCUUUACAUAUUAACUGUAUAAUUGCAAUCUACAAUACAUGAACCGAUAAUUGUAAAUCAAAUUUAAUGAGAUCUAAUUAAAA
Molecule: messenger RNA, 2277 nt
Organism: Drosophila bipectinata
Lineage: Eukaryota; Metazoa; Arthropoda; Insecta; Diptera; Drosophilidae
Gene: Rtnl1
Product: reticulon
Cellular component (GO): axon; endoplasmic reticulum membrane
Source: RefSeq, a predicted model, not a curated record